GCGGAAGCGAUGAAGGCAACUCAGUAAACAACAGCAUCUGUUUUACCGGCGACUCUGUUUUCAUUGAAAUAGAGUUCCUUUCCUCUUUGAAUUACAGAUUGCUAUUAUUAUCGAAGCAAGUAAAUUAUCUUCUUUUGUAAUUUUUUUUAGUCUUGUUCAAAGCUGUGGUCUAAAAAUGUCAUUAUUGAGCGUACAGACGAGGAAGCACACAGCUUACAACAACCCCCUAAUGUCGACAACCAGGACCCCAGGCAGAGAGUUUCUGGCCGAGAGAAAAGCAGUCAAGUCCGGAGUCUCCGCGUUUGAGGACGAAGAUAAAAGCAGCGCCAUUAAUCGGACGUAUGUCAUCUCUGCACUGUCAAAACGCGGACAGACGCCCUGCCGAGGUCGGCUCACACUUCAGAGGAGGUCACGGCGAAAGACCGGAGCUGAUAGCGCGGAGGACACGGCGAUGGAAAGCAGUCAAAAUAAUGUCACAGCAGUCCCGGACAAGAGAUUGACCCUGCAACGGAGGACCAAGACGCCCUCUGUGGAUACAAAUGCUUUGGUCGCCGUUGCGGGUUCACCGGCAAGACCGAAAAUCCUCCAGGAAUUCAACGGAAGGACUGCCGCUUUGCACCGCUCUAUCAGCUUGAGAGAGACGGCGAGUAAAGGACGCGAAGCCUCAGGUCAGCCGGAAACGCAAGGGAGGCCGGCACAGGACAAGACGCCACCCUCCUCCUCAUUAAACCCCGCAGGUAAACCGCAGGUGGAGCAGGCCCACACAUUCAAAACUCCCACCAGAAAGACACCCUUUGGAAAGAUCGCAGCACGCAGAGACGUGUUCGAGAAACUCAAUCUAAAAGACACCCCGAAACCGGUGCUGGUCAAAUCUGCAAGUCUGGACAGGUCCAAAUCCAGGAAGCAAGCAGAGUUCACCAAACCGGUGCCGACUCCUCACCCCAGUAAGGCUGCUGUGCUGAAAGCCAACACAGCAACACGGGUGAAGGCCCCAGCAGGGGCCCUGGCCUCAAAGGCAGACCUCACCACAACCUCAACCUCUGCCCCAGGACCUUCUCAGCAGUCUUUGCCUCGUCCCAGUGAGGUCUCCAAACCACAGGACUCACUUAAGAUGGAGAACAGUGCGGUGACUGUUGCAGUACGCGUGCGCCCUUUCAAUGCCAGAGAGAAGGCAGAAAAGGUCUCCCAGGUUAUCUUCAUGAGGGGUCAGGAGACCGUUGUGCAGCAUCCAGACUCCAAACAGAGCUAUUCUUUCAUCUACGACUACUCCCUGUGCUCGGUUGAUUUGAGGGACCCCUCCUUUGCCAGCCAGCAGAUGGUGUACGAGACUCUGGCGAAACCUCUGCUGCUCAGGGCCUUUGACGGAUUUAACACUUGCCUGUUUGCUUAUGGUCAAACUGGCUCUGGAAAAUCAUACACGAUGAUGGGCUAUGGAGAGGAGGCCGGAGUCAUCCCUCGCUUCUGCCAGGAACUUUUUUCAAAGCUGUCCUCCAUGGAAAAUGAGCAGGUCAAAUGUCAUGUAGAGAUGAGCUACUUUGAAGUCUACAAUGAGAAGAUCCAUGACCUCCUGGUGACCAGAGAAGACCCUAACCAGAGGAGGAUGCCUCUGAGGGUGAGGGAGCAUCCAAUCCAUGGACCUUAUGUUGCAGACCUCUCUAUAACCAUUGUGAGCUCUUACAAUGAUAUUCAGGGGUGGCUAGAACUAGGAAACAAGCAGAGAGCAACAGCCGCCACCGGAAUGAAUGACAAGAGUUCCAGGUCACACUCCGUCUUUACUCUUGUAAUGACUCAGACUAAGACAGAGAUUGUGGAGGGAGAAGAACAUGACCACAACAUCACCAGUAGGAUCAACUUGGUGGAUUUGGCAGGCAGUGAACGUUGCAACGCAGCGCAGACAAGCGGAGAGCGACUCAGGGAGGGUGCCAGCAUAAAUAAAUCUCUACAUACACUGGGCAAAGUCAUCUCUGCACUGGCUGAGCAAGCACUAACCACAAAGAAGGUCUUCAUACCCUACCGAGAGUCUGUCCUCACUUGGCUGUUAAAGGAGAGCCUCGGUGGCAACUCCAAGACAACUAUGAUUGCCACACUGAGCCCGGCAGCCAGCAGUGUGGAGGAAAGCCUAAGCACUCUGCGAUACGCCCAACAGGCCCGCACCAUCAUAAAUGUGGCCAAGGUCAAUGAAGACACAAGUGCCAAGCUCAUCCGAGAGCUGAAAGCGGAGGUGGAGAAGCUGCGGGCGGCCCAGGCGAGCUCCCAGGGUAUCCAACCAGAGCGCGUCAGGCUGUUUCAGCAGGAGAUCACUGCACUGAAAAACCAACUCUGCCAGCAAGAGAGAGAAAUGGUGGAGGCCAACAGGGCAUGGAGGGAGAAACUGGAGCAAGCUGAAAUCCGUAAACGUGAAGAAACAAGAGAGUUGCAGAAAUCAGGCGUGACAUUUAAGGUGGACAACCGUCUGCCCAAUCUGGUCAACCUGAACGAGGACCCUCAGCUGUCUGAAAUGCUUCUCUACAUGAUCAAAGAGGGUCGAACCGCCAUCGGCAAACUCAAGUCUGACUCCUUCCACGACAUCCAGCUGACUGGAGCCCUCAUUGCUGACCAGCACUGUAUUCUAACCAACACCCGUGGUACCGUCAGCAUCACUCCCAUGGAAAAUGCCAAGACCUUUGUGAAUGGGAACUUAAUCAGCAAAUCCACCGUUCUACAUCAUGGGGACAGGGUGAUUCUUGGAGGGGACCAUUACUUACGUUUUAACCAUCCAGCAGAGGUGCAGAGUGGGAAGCGUGUGUCAUGCUGGACAGGUGCAGGUGACGGCCACAAAGACUUUGAGUUUGCCAGAAAUGAGCUGCUCACAGCUCAAAGAGCUAAGCUGGAGGCAGAGAUUGAAGAAGCUCAGGUUAAUGCCAAAAAGGAAAUGAUGCAGGGAAUCCAGAUGGCUAAAGAGGUGGCCCAAAAAGAGCUGUCUGACCAGAAGGCCCUAUAUGAGGACAGAAUCCAAGUACUGCAAAAAGAGCUGAAGGAGGAAAAUGAGCGCAAGCGUCUCCAGGAGCUCGACCAGCAGAGGGUGGCCAGCCAGAUGGAACAACUGAAGAUGGCCAAGCUGGAGCUGGAGCAGGAGGUGGACUCUCAGAGGAAACGCCUCCGUCUCCACAUGGAGACGCAGGUGAUGGAGGAACACCAUGUGUGUCAGGCAAGGAUUGUGGAUGCAUUGGAGGCAGAGAAGAGAAAGCUUGGCAAAGAACUUGAAGAGAUGCAGAAAAGAGGCGCCAUGAGGGUAAAGCACACGCCUCGGGAUGUAUGGCCACGCUGGGAUGCUAUGAAGCUGUCCUUGAUGAUUGAGGAAGCCAAUAAGAUCAGCGCAAACUUAAAGAAAAACACUGUUUUCAGCAGACAUGAAAGCUCCGAUGAUGGCAGCCAAGGCCAGAGGGAGGUGCAGCAGGUGCGGGUCCAAAACACCAAACUGGGGAUCUCUACUUUCUGGAGCAUUGACAAAUUUCAAAACAACAUGGCUGCCAUGAGGGAGCUGGAGCAGGGUGAUCCUUCUUCCAAGGAUGACGAUGUCUUCUAUGACCCUGAUGAUGAGUGGGAGCAAGACAUAUCUUCUUCCUCCACCUCCACCUUCUCACAUCGAAGGAGAAGGAGUUUGUUAAAGAGCAAAAGACUCUCUGGGCGUCUUUAUGAGAUCCGUGUCCAUCCCAUCCAGAGUCUGCUCACGGGCUCCUCCCACUCUGACGGGUUGAUGGGUGUGGCAACACCGCCCUCCAAACAUUCCAGCAGCACACAAUCUGCCAUGCCUGGUAUCUGCAAGGACCUGGUGGGCCAAUCGGUGGCUCGUCUGCGUGGUUUUGGAGGCACAGAGGAGAGCUUGGCUGAUAGGCUGGUCUCAGAUCUGCAGCGGGUACACACGGCCGUCCAGAUCAUUUCUGAGCUGUACGACAGUUUAGAUGAUGACAGCCAAGACAGCGUGUUUGUGUGUAACGUGUCAGCUCAGACCCAGCUGAUCAAGGCCACAGCAGCCACAGAGAGUGCGGUGUUUGUCGUCACACAAUGGUUGGCCAACGUGAAAGCCUCCUCUGGUCCAGUCUACACCCUCGCUGAGGAGCUCAAGAGCCAAGUCAAGAAGAUGGGAGGAUUUCUCCAGCUUCUCCUUCAAGGUUGUGAGUCUGAGAUCACAUCAAUGGUGGCUGAGGCGCGAAGGAAGAGUGGCCAGUGCCUGGGUGCUGCGUUACUUUCACUUAGCCAUCUGGCCACCUUGUCAGGAAUGCCGCUUAGUGUUAUGGAGCUGGAUGGCCAGGCCACAGGCAAGGCGUCAUGUGUGGAGUAUCUACGAAAAGGGGCCAAUAAAGGUCUCCACUCAAUCCUGGAAGGAAGCCUCGGCAUGGCCAGAGAAAUGCUGAGAGAUGCUCAGCUGGCUUAUCCAAGAAGCCCAGUGCUGCAGUGGCUUAAGUCCAAGACACUUGAUUUGGCCCGCUCCUUGCAGAACUACAUGAAUUGUCACAUUGUGAGUAUCAAAGAGGACAACGAGGCUGACCUGAAGGAUGUGGAGGAAACGUCAGCCUCCAAACUGCAGACCGUAAGGGCUACCGCGGCCACGUUGUUCAAGUUGAACCACGCCAUCGAGCAGCUGCACGGCUCUUUGCGUAACACCCUGACAGGUAAAGAUGGCCACUCCACGCUGAGCAGCUCCAGAGAGCUUAUCUCCUCCUCUGCCAAGGCUGUUGAUGAGAUUAUCAGAGGUCUCUCCAAGGAAGCGGCAUUUGUGCUUUCCCUGCAUCCUCCCUGCGGCCAGGCUCUGAUGGCUGCACAAGAUGAGCUGCACUCUGCCCUGCAGUCUCUAUCCGUGCCAUGGGAUCAGCAGGAGGCAGCUGAGAUGACUUCAGAUGAAAGCAGAGAUGAUGCUCGGGUACCCAAAGAAAGUGCUGCUAGACAUGGAGGCGUUAAUACGUUUGUAUAUUCCCUCCCCCCAGGCGUCACGUCCUAUGGUAGCCCACGCUGGGUCUAGUAUUUAUCUCUACAUAAUGAAGGAGGUGCUGUAAAAAGUCCAUACAGAAUAUCGUUUGCACUUGCUAAGUCAUACGUUGUUUUCAUUCCUGGUAUAUUUAGUGGCUCAUGUGAUGGGAGAUCACUGCUGUUGGCUGGCUGAACAAGGGUCACGCUCUUUCUUUUGAUGACACCAUGUAUUCGCUGUGGCAAUGCCACCUUUAUUUACAUCUGCUUUUGUUGACGGGAGAUUCAGACCGCUUUUUAAUAUGUUGGUCACUACUUAACCCCGAUUGUUGUCGUUUUAUUUUAGCAUUUUCAGCAGCCUCCUUCUGUGUUUUCUCUUCCCUGGUACAUUCCAAUAAUGGGAGGCUGUGAAACAUGGACAUCUGCUCCUUGCGUCAAUAAGAGUUCAAUAACUAGUGGCCAGGUGAAAGAUGAUCACUCCAACGGGGAGGCUCUUAGUAGGUCUUCGUCAGGGAGUAUAUUUGCAUUUCCUGCAUGAUCGCUACUAACGCUAUCGAUAUCUUACCAUAAUACCAUACAGUCUCUGAUGUGAUGGAGAAAUGCACUGUUUCUAAACUUACCUUGUUGGGACACAUCAACUCAUGAGAAUGAAAUGUUUGCACCAUCCAGAAGGUUUCUGCUGUCUUAUUAUCUUUCUUAUUAUCUAUUAUCUCUAUCUGUCUUAUUUAUUUUAAAAAUCGAAUAUGUAUGACCUCUCCAUGUGACCACAAGGGUGCACGUUUAGCAAGUGCUGCCAGCCACAGCGUGGAGAGAAAAGAAAGUAAGCCAUGCAGUGAUUCAUGCUCCCAGCAUUACGUCAUUGGGCCAACCCCGAUCCAGACUCGGGAGAGAGGAGACGUUCAAGGACCUCAGAGGAUCCUUGGACUUCGGGGCGCUGUCUUUUUCUACUUGUUCCACCCACUUUUACAGCCUCCCCAAACUAUCCACUCUAAUGACGAAGUGACUGAGAAACAAGUAUUUGCUAAACUCAAAACCAAAGUGGAGAGAUCGAUGCUGCGUUCAAGACCAGACGUGCUAAUAGUUUCAAAGACAGUUGUUUCAGGAUGCACCAGUUAAUGUCUCCCAAUUUAAGUCUGCAUGUAAGUACUGGAUUACUGGUCACAUUACUUUCACAUGUUGCUAUGUGACCCACGAAUGGACCAAUAAUUGUCCUCGUUCAAUUAAAUUGGCCCUCUUCACCAUGCUGUUGACAUUUUGAUGCCACUUUAGUGGGUUAGAGCUGUGUCGA
Molecule: messenger RNA, 6232 nt
Organism: Doryrhamphus excisus (bluestripe pipefish)
Lineage: Eukaryota; Metazoa; Chordata; Actinopteri; Syngnathiformes; Syngnathidae
Gene: kif14
Product: kinesin family member 14
Biological process (GO): microtubule-based movement
Molecular function (GO): microtubule motor activity; ATP binding; microtubule binding
Source: RefSeq, a predicted model, not a curated record